GGUGAGUCCCCUGGAUCUUGCAUCUUGCCAUCACUCACAUAGGAAGGCCAAGCUCUUUUCAGAUUCCCUUGCAUUGAUCCCAUCCUCACAAGUAGAUAUCGAAGCGACGAAUGCUGCUCUGAAAUUAGGCUAAACAGCAACUUGGCGUCAAUAUUUGUUGGUCUUCACAAUACAAACUCCCAUCAACAUAGAGAUAUAUCACCGCUUAUAUCCUCAGCACUUGGCCAGUUGGUGUCACUACCACAGCGCUGCUGCUGAAUAGACAACACAGUCUGUAAUAAAACAAGAAGGCCCGUUGAUCGCAUCAUGCCCUCCAUAGUAUCGGUCACCAUCCAGUCCGCCAUUCUCAAAGCUGCAGCCAAUCUCACCGCCCAAACGCUCACUUCAUGGGACACGCAGUCACCAGCACCAGUCAACUGGACCCGCGUUGUCGAGUUCGCAGUCUUUGGCAUCGUAUCCGCCCCACUGGCGUCCCUAUGGCAGCAGUUUCUCGAAGAUAGUUUCCCCGGCCAAUACAAGGUCGAUCCGGGAGACUCACGUACUGACCUGACCAACGAUACCAUCAAGAACCCUGCCGAGGCCGGGGAAAAGGCUCAACGGACGCCUGGACUCAAUUGGCGAAACAUCUUCAUCAAGUUGAUCUUAGACCAAACAAUCGGCCAGAUCCUGAUCAACGUGACGUUUCUCAUCUGCACGAAUAGCGCACGACUUCAGAAUUGGUCCUCACUCGUCGAAGAGAUCCAGUUGCGCAUCUCCGGUAUCAUUUGGGCGAGUUGGAAGGUGUGGCCGUGGGUGGCCGUGGUCAACUUCAUUUGGGUGCCAGUGGAAUGGCGAGUGCUCCUGGCGUCACUGGUUGGGUUCGGAUGGAACAUCUUUUUGAGCAUUUUGUCGAUGAGGGAAAAGACAUGA
Messenger RNA from Cladophialophora immunda, 909 nucleotides. RefSeq lists its product as uncharacterized. The transcript has a single exon. Lineage: Eukaryota; Fungi; Ascomycota; Eurotiomycetes; Chaetothyriales; Herpotrichiellaceae. The record is from RefSeq and is a predicted model, not a curated record. Gene Ontology annotation, cellular component: cytoplasm; membrane. The coding region runs from base 307 to 909 and encodes 200 amino acids.